GGGGCCUUCACCAUGGCCGUCGGUCUCUCCAUGGCCGAGAUCUGCUCCGCCUUCCCCACCUCCGGCGGACUCUACUACUGGAGCGCGCGCCUCUCCGGCGAUCGGUGGGCGCCAUUCGCCUCCUGGAUCACCGGAUGGUACUUCCACUACUAUCUUCCAAUCCACCAUGUAUCACAGUAUCAUUGCUUGUCCUGUUCAUUAAAUUUGUAGCCAUGUACCUUUUAGUUGCCCGAGCCAUACACAAAUGAAAAUGAAACCUUUUUUCGUAAUCAACCAUGCUUCACCCCCUGGUCAAUGUGCAUGCUUUAAUCUUUUGCAGCAGGGUAGAAAAAAUGUACUACUGUUAAUAAUUUUUUCAGACUGUAACUUACUGAAAAUUUAUCGGAUCAGUGUGGGUCUAGUGAACUAAUCUUGCGUUUUUUUUUGAAGAAACUAAUCUUGGCGUUUUUUUUAAUAACCAAUUUUGCGUUUACCACUGGCUUGGAGCAUCUUGCUCGGCAUGCGUUGACUUGAGUACUGUACAUGAUUGCUGCUAUCACAUACAUAGCGAAGCUUCCAUCGGGGACCAGAGGAUUUCUGACAAUAAACACUAUUCUGAAUUGGUUCAACAUUGUAGGACAGUGGGCAGGCACGGCCAGUAUCGACUUCUCGCUAGCGCAGCUGAUUCAAGUGAUCGUCCUGCUCAGCACAGGUGGUAACAAUGGUGGGGGGUACCUGGCAUCAAAGUAUGUUGUCUACGCCUUCCAUGCCGUGAUUCUGCUGAGCCAUGCCAUCAUCAACAGCCUCUCUAUCACUUGGCUAUCUUUCUUUGGGCAGUUUGCUGCCCUUUGGAAUAUGCUAGGUGUCUUUGUCCUGAUGAUCGCUAUACCAGUUGUUGCUACCGAGAGGGCCAGUGCAAAGUUUGUGUUCACCCAUUUCAACACCGAUAACAGUGCUCGAAUUCACAGUAACCUCUACAUUUUUGUUCUGGGCCUCCUUAUGAGCCAAUACACACUGUCAGGAUAUGACGCGUCUGCGCAUAUGACCGAAGAAACAAAAAAUGCAGACAGGAAUGGCCCGAUCGGUAUAAUCAGCGCGAUUGGCAUAUCCUUGAUAGUUGGCUGGGGCUACAUACUUGGCAUUACGUUUGCAGUGAAGGACAUUCCCUACCUCCUGAGCCCUGACAAUGAUGCGGGAGGGUAUGCGAUUGCUGAAGUGUUCUACCUUGCCUUCAAAAGCCGGUAUGGGAAUGGUGUUGGAGGGAUCAUUUGCCUGUGGAUCGUUGCCAUUGCCAUAUACUUCUGUGGCAUGGGCUCAAUGACUAGCAACUCGAGGAUGACUUAUGCGUUCUCAAGAGAUGGGGCAAUGCCGUUUUCGUCCCUCUGGCAUAAAGUUAACAAGCUUGAGGUGCCGAUAAACGCUGUCUGGCUCUCAGCUUUCAUUUCCCUUUGCAUGGCAUUGCCGUCUCUGGGCAGCCUCGUCGCAUUCCAGGCGAUGGCAUCAGUCGCGACAACCGCAGUCUACAUUGCCUACGCACUGCCAAUCCUCUUCCGUGUGAUGCUGGCGCACAAGAGCUUCGUGCCAGGCCCAUUCAACCUCGGCCGGUACAGUGUGCUUGUCGGCUGGAUCGCCGUCCUCUGGGUGGCAACCAUCACCGUCCUCUUCUCGUUGCCGGUCUCAUACCCGGUGACCAAGGACACUCUCAACUACACCCCGGUCGCUGUUGGUGGGCUGUUCACCCUCGUUCUGUUGUCGUGGAUCGUCAGCGCGCGACACUGGUUCAAGGGACCCAUCACAAAUUUGGGAGGAUAAGGUGGUGUGGAGUUCUCGUGGUGUGAUUUCAGUGUGGAACGCUUUGUGAAUUGUGAUGUUCAGGCGAUCUCAGGGGGUCUAGUUACAUGCUGCUGUAGUUAUGAGGUGUUAGGGAGUGCUUAUACUGUAAUACUGAUGGUACAGGAUCAAGAAAUUUCCAUUUCUUCAGAAAUGCAUUCUUAAAUAUUGUCAAAGAUUUA
Messenger RNA from Panicum hallii, 1991 nucleotides. RefSeq names its product amino-acid permease BAT1 homolog. Gene Ontology annotation, molecular function: gamma-aminobutyric acid transmembrane transporter activity; L-glutamate transmembrane transporter activity; L-alanine transmembrane transporter activity. Bases 523 to 1791 code for a protein of 422 amino acids. The transcript is spliced from 7 exons. Gene Ontology annotation, biological process: gamma-aminobutyric acid transport; transmembrane transport. The record is from RefSeq and is a predicted model, not a curated record. Lineage: Eukaryota; Viridiplantae; Streptophyta; Magnoliopsida; Poales; Poaceae. Gene Ontology annotation, cellular component: membrane.